AUGUCAGCCCGAUCCGCCUCCAUUCAUAUACCCGGCCGCCGCUCGUCGCUGCGCAGGCACAGGACUGUGGCGUCCGCUCCGAUGUCUGCAGCCGUUCCGAUGUCAGCUGCCCGCGCGUCCAGCAUACAAAACAAACCCUCCUCGGUGCGCGGCCGUAAGCCGCCGCAAUCCCUCGACUCUACUGCCACCACUUCUCCUCUGCGUUCCUAUGACAGGAACCAGGAACCCGAGAGAAUGAAGCUAAGGCAGUCAUCAACUAACUCUGCCGCAAGCUUCAAGCCCCAGGGUGUCAAGCGCUGGGACGGCAGCGGAAGGCGCUCUGCCCAGUGGGAUGGUCUCCGCCGAGACCACGAGCUCUGGUUCCCCAAUGGCGACUGCUUCGUGCACCUGUACGAGCGCGGCUUCUCUCGCCGCGGCCCGUCCUUCUGUGUCCCCAUGGAGGCUCUCAAGCACGCUACCUGCGGCAACCUCUUCACUUUGUGCUUCGCCCAUACCGUCUCCCGCUCCGACGUGCCCGCCAGCCAAUUAAGCUCCCUGAAAGAUGCUCCGGAGCAGAUGUACGAGCUGUACAUUCCCGCCCCGGAGGGCUUCGUGCGUGAGGAAGCCUUCCAGUGGCAUCUUACCACCCGCAACUUCUUUGCCUUUCUCUUCAGGAAGCCCUUGGUUGGAACUCACCUGGGCGGCGCUCUCGUCGACUUGCAGGAGCGCCUCCAUCUGUUCCGCUCUGCCCAGCCCCUGGCGAACCAGUCAGUCUUCAUGGAGUACGCCGAGGAGACUGGCUACCUCAACUUCACCCACCGACCUGACAACGCCCUGGCCAUGCUCUACUAUGCCGGCCACUACGAGAUCAAAGACCUGUGGAUCGACGCAUAUGCACACUGCGUCGGCAUGAACGAGACACUAUUCCUCAGCAGUGAACAUGACCCCAUUCCGAGAGUUACAAAGGCCCUCAUCACUCGGGCAUUCCUCGAGAUGGACCUGCACCUGACCCGCGUCUCGAGAGCUGUCAGCACUUUUCUGGAGGCCGAGCUGUCUCCCUCCAAUCUUGGCCUGCCUCCCGGACCACGCGCUCAUCUAGACCGAUUCCGUUCGUUUCUGCACUCUUUCUACGUCGACAAAUUUGGCUAUUGGCCUCCGCCCAAGGGCACCAGCUUCUCCAGAGAUCUCUGCCGUUCCAUGUACUUCGACUUCAAGGCGCUGUAUGACUACCUGGUCGACACGGAUUCGUCCGACUCGCUGCAGGCUCAGAAGCCUGCUGACGGAGGCAUUUGCGUGCUGCAAAACGUGCAAGCUUUCGACAAGCGGCACAAGUACACUCCUUUGCCACACCCGCUGCCGCUCCUUCCCAUCACUCCGCAACCAACCGGCCGCAUCCUGGCCCAGAGAAAUCUGGUUGCGUUGAGGCUGGGCAACAAGCAGAGCAAGACCGACAAGCAGCUCACGCAGCUUGCUGCUCUCUCCACUGCCACCAAUUCCAAGAAGACCACCGUCGCCAACGCCCCGCUGGUGAGAGUCUACAAGAUCUUUGAGCGGGAUUCGCUCGACAAGCACAAAGAGAAGGUCUCCAUCUCGGACGCACGCAAAGUGCGCUGGAUUCUGAUCUACGCAACCCUACAGAUGCUGGUUUCCGUCACGCGCGCGCCACGCGAAGUUCGUGACACCGAGGGGCCGCACUAUCCACUGUGCUGUCUGACAGCGGGGACCCCGCCGUGGAAACACAAGCCAACCGAGGAGUCUGCGCCUGCAUCUGAUUCGGGUUACGCAUCGGCCGAGACAAGUGCCCGCACACAGGGUGCCGCAACAUCGCUGCCGGCUACACCCGCAAACGGACCCUCGUACUCAAUUCGACCGGAUUGCGAGGCAUCCGACUACAUAACGCAUACCAACUUCCAGGAUGCCCCAAGCUUGCAUCGGAGAUCGACCGUGUCACCUGGCGGUGAUAUGCCAGCACCACUUCGCGUCUCCCACUCCACCACCUCGUCACCCGUGCGUUCUUCAUCAAGACGUCACAGCGUAAGCGUGCCACCUCUCAGCAGAACCAGCUCAUGGAGGAGCUCCAUUGGCCGGUCCCUGUCGCCUUUUGCCUCUCGGAGGAACAGCAUCCGUGUCCAACCCCAACCCUGGUGUGAAAUUCAGGUGCCUGGAUAUGGAAAUGGACUCAACGAGACGACUGGCGAAAAGUCAAGCCAGAAGUCUUCCACGCCUUCUUCUCCAAUCAAACCAUCAAAGUCCAGCUCUCUGCGUCGCACGUCCUUACCCACCAAGCUAACCGUCAAGACGUGUUUCUCUUCUCCCUUGGGUGGUUUCUCCCCUGUCACUGAGCCCAUCGUCGAGGACGACGAAAAGCGGACCCCUCCGACUGAAUCCGUCGAUGACUCGCUCUUCUCUCACGGCGAUGGGACUACCGUUCCCGCCACUUCAUCGAGAGGCGUCUCUUCUGAGGGAAUUCCCUCCAAACGCAGCAGCAGCUAUUUCCAUACACGUCAAGCCAGUUCCGGUUCGACGUCAACCGCGAGCUCUGAGUUUAUGCACCGUAGCGCUAGCAGCGGGUCCGCGCAAUCAAGCGUGCCCAACAGCGCCGCCUGGUCCCCUGCCGAAUCCGGCUCAACCGCUACCUCGGUCGCCUCCGGGCCUCCUUCACCUGUGCCCUGCGCCGAAGAUGCUGCUACCGAUGAUGCACUCGCUCGUACUGAGCAGCUGAUGGCUGAGUUGGACCUCGAGACUACCCAGGACCACGUUCUCCGCCGCCAAGAUAGCAUCAUCCGUCGCAGCUCCACCACUCGUUACACCGACCUCCCGCGUCCCCGUCGUAGUUCUAGCGUCUAUUCCUACUAUCCCACAGACACCGAAGUCGAUCCUGACACUAUCGCGCGCAUUAUCAACAGCAGUCGCCCCGGAACUUCCAGCAGUGACUUCUCCAAGGCCCGACGCGUCAUGGGCUUGCCCGACAGCGUUCAUCUGGGCGAUGGUGGAAGAAUGGCUGAUAGAGAUAUCGCCAACAUGUACCAGGAGCUGGCUGGCGACCUUUGGGCUGUUUGA
Messenger RNA from Lasiodiplodia theobromae, 3039 nucleotides. RefSeq lists its product as uncharacterized. Bases 1 to 3039 code for a protein of 1012 amino acids. The transcript is spliced from 3 exons. The record is from RefSeq and is a predicted model, not a curated record. Lineage: Eukaryota; Fungi; Ascomycota; Dothideomycetes; Botryosphaeriales; Botryosphaeriaceae.